Messenger RNA from Cavia porcellus (domestic guinea pig), 5500 nucleotides. It is a transcript of the gene Ammecr1, whose product is annotated as AMMECR nuclear protein 1. The record is from RefSeq and is a predicted model, not a curated record. Lineage: Eukaryota; Metazoa; Chordata; Mammalia; Rodentia; Caviidae. The transcript has 6 exons. Bases 95 to 1105 code for a protein of 336 amino acids. Gene Ontology annotation, cellular component: nucleus.
GCCCCCGGCGGCCGGGGCCGCAGCGUGCUCGCCCCCGCCGCCAGCUCGCUUCACUUAUGGGUCGGAAGCGCUGCGUGGGGGAGACUGUUCCAAGAUGGCGGCGGGUUGCUGUGGGGUGAAGAAACAGAAACUGUCCAGUUCGCCCCCCUCUGGCUCGGGUGGCGGUGGUGGCGCCUCCUCCUCCUCCCACUGCAGCGGAGAGAGCCAGUGUCGAGCUGGGGAGCUGGGACUAGGAGGCGCCGGUACAAGGCUCAACGGGCUGGGAGGUCUAACCGGAGGAGGUAGCAGCGGUGGCUGUACCCUCUCUCCCCCCCAGGGCUGCGGUGGCGGCGGCGGCGGCAGCGGGGGGAUUUCCCUCUCGCCACCUCUGAGCUGUGGAGUGGGGACCCUACUUUCUACCCCAGCCGCCGCCACCGUUUCCUCGCCUUCCUCUUCGUCCGCCGCCUCGUCCUCAUCACCGGGCUCCCGGAAGAUGGUGGUGUCAGCGGAGAUGUGCUGCUUUUGCUUCGAUGUGCUCUACUGUCACCUGUACGGAUACCAGCAGCCCCGUACCCCCCGGUUCACCAACGAGCCCUACCCACUGUUUGUAACGUGGAAGAUUGGUCGAGACAAAAGAUUGCGUGGAUGCAUAGGUACUUUUUCUGCCAUGAAUUUGCAUUCAGGACUCAGGGAGUACACACUUACCAGUGCCCUUAAAGAUAGCCGUUUUCCCCCAAUGACAAGGGAUGAGCUGCCACGGCUUUUCUGCUCAGUGUCUCUGCUUACUAAUUUUGAAGAUGUCUGUGAUUAUUUGGACUGGGAGGUGGGUGUACAUGGCAUUAGAAUAGAAUUCAUCAAUGAAAAAGGAUCAAAACGCACCGCCACCUACCUACCGGAGGUUGCAAAGGAGCAAGGAUGGGACCAUAUUCAGACCAUAGACUCCUUACUAAGAAAAGGAGGAUACAAAGCUCCAAUUACUAAUGAAUUCAGGAAAACCAUAAAACUGACCAGAUACCGUAGUGAAAAGAUGACCCUGAGCUAUGCUGAAUACCUUGCUCAUCGCCAACAUCAUCAUUUCCAAAAUGGCAUUGGACAUCCCCUUCCGCCAUACAACCAUUAUUCCUGACACUGAGCCGCACAACCAGUCACUGGGCCUCUCUGCAGACUUCUUCCCAGGAGACUCUACACCUUCUUGGUCUAGUUAUCUCUUUUACUGUACCAUUUUAUGAUGAUAGUUUCCGUUGCCAUGGUGAAGCUUCAAUAUCGUCACUUAAGAUCAUCAUGGUAACGGGUAGGAAAAUGGAAUUUGUUAAGAAAAUUGUUUUAUUGUUUUUAGAACAUGGUGGGGGGUUGCAGCAUAUAUAACUUUUUGGGUUUUGUUUCCUUACUAUAUUAGUAUUUUGCUUUGCUGUCUCAGUCAGGUUUAUGUGUUCCUAACCUUAACUUCUUUCCUUUUUCUUCCUUCCUUUCUUUCUUCUUUCCUUCCUCCCUUCCUCUUUCCCUCCCUCCUUCCUUCUUUAAACUGUGGAUGGAAAAGUGUGCAGAUUUUAAUUUUUUUCUUUUUAGGAUUGUCUUUAGUUUUCCUCAAUAAGAUAGUUACUUUUUGAUAGCUAAGUUUGGAAGUAAUUAAUAUGAAAUUCAGGUAUUUGUAUAUUAUUCAUUAAUUUGUCCAAAAUUCACUUUGCUAUGAGAGCUUAGAAUAUGAGUCUUCAUUCCUGAAGAAUAUGUAUUCCCCAUGGUUAAACUAUAACUUUAGUUGUUGUAGAAGAUCCAGGAUAGGGCUUGUCACAGAGAGUGAGAAACCAUUUAUGCCUACUGUACUGGUUAUCACAGAUAGAUGACACUGCCUCAACACUUUAUACAACCAAUUUACAAACUAAAACACUGUUUUAGGAAAGUAUAGACUGCCUUACACAUAGGCCACAGACAUCAUUUGGAAGAGCAGAAAAUAUUAGAAAGAGCGCAGAUACAGAAUUUAGUGCCUUUGAGAAGAGUAUAAUUAAGUGGAAUUAAGAGGGAUUAGAAGAAAGGCAAUUUAGAGAAAUAUUCUUCUAAAAUUUUAUUGUUUCAGUGUGUGAAACAACAGAUUAGUCAAAUUCCCUACUCUGAAGUAUUUUUUUAGCUGAAAAAAUUUAUUUUGAGCAAAUAACCAAAAAGACAUCUCUCUAUUUUAUAUUCAUUUAAAUUUGUUAGCUUUAGGUUUCAAUAAGUCAUAAUUGGCCAGAGUUGAUUUUCGUUACCAUCUGAAGAUAUGGGAAAGAUAAUCUAAUGAAACAAAAGUUGAUAUAUGCCAUGAUUUCAGAUAUAUUUGUCUGUCAUGGAACAAUACUAGAAUUUCAGAGAUACUAUGAAAUAGCUUGAAUCUCUUUCUGCACUACAUACUUUUGAUAGAAACAUGUUUACUAUGUUGAUAAGAUAUGUUAAACCUAUAAAGAUGGAGUUGACAUUCAAAUGUGCUGUAGUCAACAGCCUAGCUCAUGUGCAGGGCUAUUUUUCCCAUGAUGUAAAGAGCACUUACUGAUAUCAAUAGGAGGUCCCUACAUAUAUCCCCAGGAAAAAUCACAUAUGUUCCUGGAGAAAGGUGACCUUCAAUUUAUGGUUUUAUAUAUAUAUAUAUAUAUACACAUACAUACAUAUACAUAUGUAUAUAUAUAUAUAUAUAUAUAUAUAUAUAUAUAUACAAACACACACACAUACAUAUAUAUAGACAUAGGUAGGUAGACUGAUUUGGGGAAAAUAUAUACUUUUUCAAACAGGGAAUCAGUAUAUCAAGUGAUGAUUAAAAGUAUGCUGCAGAAUAUAUAUUCUAAAUUAUAAGAAAUGUCAACUGAAUAUCAAAAUGUUAUAGCAAAUGCAUAUAGUUACUGUGACAGGUGACAGACUGCUAGUUCAGAAUUCAAAAGUCCUUUUCCAGUUUGUGAGAUACUGGCUGAAUUCCUUCUGCUUGCCACUGGGGCAAAGCAUACUACUUUAGUUUUUGAUGAGAGUUCUUAGAAGUUUGUUGAUAUUCCUUCAUCCACAGCAUUCAUUGUCAAAAUAACCAUUUUCAGUUGUGAUGCCUUAACUAAGAAGCCAAUUGUUAGCCUGCAAUGCAAUCUUGGUAGCCAGUUCCAUUGAACCCAGCGAUAAGUUAAAAAAAAAAUCAGCUGGUGAGCUUUAGAAAGGGAUUUUAAAUCUGUCAUUUCUACUUGGGAACAUUUUGGAGUAGAUUAGUUUUUCAGUAUAAAAACAAGUGGCUACCUUACGGAGACUUUUUUUUUGCCCUUAUAGGGAAACUGAGCACAAGUUGAAUGAUAUUGUCUGCUGCAAAAAAAUAAGAGAAAAAAAAAAAGAAAAAAAUAUAAAUGAAACAAACUGAAGAGAGAUGAAAUAGACCAACAUUAUUGUAAAAUCCAUCUUAUCCAUCAUCUCAUCAGUUCAACAGGCUCCUUGUCCUGGAUGAGCUUUAUGGUUAGAAGUUUUUUAAAAGAAAAGAUCUAUUACAUACACAUAUGUGUGCAUGUAUACAUUACUUACAAUACGUGCAUACAUAUGUGCGUGUUUAUAUAUUUAACGGUGCUAUUCAAUCUUGAGCAGGUCACGUGACUGGUCAUGCGGACUCUAAAAUCAUAUCAGAUUUUUUAAAUCCUUGAUAUAUGCAGAUGUUAUACAGAUUUUCUUACCAGUGUAAUAAUGUUAUACUGAAGAAAUAACCAUCCUGCAGGCUUCAAAGGACGAGGUCAGCAAUAUUUCCCACCAUGGCUUGGGGGAAAGGAAUAGUUUUGUGUCCUUUUGUAUUCAAAUUGAUGCACAGUGCAUUUUUGUCUCUUAAGUAACUGUUGAUUAAAAGACUGUAGGGUAAAGGGUGUUAUACAAACUGUAAUGGUGUGCUUUAUACAAAUACUAGACCUUUUUACCUUUGUUGUAUUUAUAAAACUGUUAAAUAUGUGGUUUGAAUUAACUUUGAACAUGUUGAAAUAUGUAGCAUGUGUAAAGACCCAGAUGAAGAUUCUAAUUGCACAGGUUGUGUUCUAGCCAGUUGUGGUUUCUUUGUUCAGAAACACAAAUGUGAAUUUCACUCUUAUCACCAGAAUAUUGUACAAGUUGUGAUCUUUAAACAGCUCAGAAGUAAUACUUGAACUUCAUUAGAAUAGCACAAAGUUUACAUAGACCCCUUUAAAUGUUAAUUAGAUCCACAUAAGUUUUCUGUUUUCAAAUGCAACGGGGUAUUUUUCCUCUUGGAGAAUAGCAUGUGUUUUACUUUGGUGUAUGUAGCAAAAGGCUGCCAUUUCUGGAAGAGUUUUCUUGUUCUUAAACGAAGUCAGCCAGAUAACAGAUUCAGAAAGAACAAUUGGUCCCCCACCCCUUAAGUGGCCUUCUGAUGCACAAGCUGUGCUACUCCCCUGUGUUGUCUCCCCUACCACAAGAGGUUUUUGAAAUUGAUGGAGGAAGUGCAAGGCUUGCUUCCCCUUCCCUCCAUUUAAAGCAGUUUUAAGACUUUCCGUCCAGUGCAUAGUGUCCUAAUGCCUCCAGCACACCAGAAGUUUGUAUACUGGCCUCUUUUUAUUGUCUUCAAAUGUGCAGGAAAUUCGAAACUGUCAUCUGUAAUAGAUUCCAUCUCUUAUGUGUGUUAGAUCAAACCAAAGAAUCCCCUGGCCAUGCCCACAUGCUGCUCCAAAAGCCUGCCUUCCAGUCCUUACAAAAACCUUGCAGGAUUAAAUGUGUUAACUUUUUUAUUUUUGUACAGUUUCUAAGUGAUUUUUGCUAGUGAUGUUAAAUGAAUUAAGUUUAUUUGAGGAGUAUGAGCACCUCCUCCAUUUAAAUAAACUGGUGACUUUUAUUUUUAAAACCAGAAACCUAUUGUGUGCCUCUCAAUUUAAAGGUUUCUGAUUACAUUAUUCUGAAGACCAGCAUUGAUCCUUUAUAUACAAAGAUGUUUUUCUUGUUUUUUUUUAUUACUGUUUCAAAAGAAAAUGAACCUUUUAUUUUGCUCUGGACCCAGUAACUGCGCUGGUACAUAGACGCACUGAGAAAAACUUUUGUAACCACCUUUGACUGCUUUUGUAUAUCAAAGUUGAUUACUUUUGAAAUAUUUGGAUCUAGUUUCUAAGUUAUUUUAGUGUUUUAUAUGUUCCCCAAAAUUCUUUGAAUUGGUCACCAGCAUAAUGAGUUUUUGGUGAUGCAAUGGUGAGACUUGUAAUGAGCUAAAAGCUACCUGGAGUAGCUCCUUUUUUCCUUCUUUCUUAGUAACCUGUUUUACAGUAAGAAUCACAGAUUACCUGAAAUUCCUUCCAGUAUAACUAGAUCCUCCUUCCUUCCACAUUUAAUUGCUUAAUAGUUUAAAGAAACUAUUGAAAAUGGGCAUUUUAUAUGAUAUGAUAUGAUAUGUAUGGCUUUAAAAUAUUAAAAAUGAGAAAAAAGAAAAAUAUGAGAAGGUUUAUGUUGGUCUGUAUGGUAUGGCUGUGGAGAGAUAAUGUAGUAGUUUUGACACUAUUGUUAUUACCUUUUAAAAAUCAUUUACCCAAUAAAAUGUUAAAACCAA